AAGCGAGCAUGCAUACUCGCAAAGAAAAGCCUUAAUACCUUCUUGCUACCAAAUUUCAGCAAUGAAGAUCACGUAGCCGCAUCGAUAGAGGGCCCAGACGGCCAUCUAAGAAUAUGCUCGGCAUAUAUGGGUCAUGACCACCUAGGACCUCCACCCCAUUCGCUACUCAGGCGGCUUGUGGAAGACAGCGAAAGGAAGGACAUCGACCUAAUAAUAGGAUGCGAUGCCAACGCUCAUCACAAUCAGUGGGGAAGCACUGACACAAACGAGAGGGGUGAGUCAAUCUUCGAUUUUAUCCUCAGCUCUAAGCUUCUAGUGGGUAACAGAGGUUCAGAACCCACAUUCGUCGUCAAGAACAGAAGGGAGGUUCUUGAUGUCACAUUAUUCUCGCACUCCCUGGCUGAUGCAAUCACCAGCUGGAGAGUCCUUGACAAACACUCAUUUUCAGACCAUCGCUAUAUUGAGAUAGUAGUAAAUUUUACGCGCGCACAAUAUAAUAAAGAAUUGCGCAAGGCAAAGAGGGUUGCCUGGGCCAAUUUCUGCACCAACAUUCAGGAGACAUCAGAGGCCGCCCGCCUAAGAAAGAUUCUCUCUACUACAGCCCCCAUCGCAGGUUACAUUAAGAACACGGAGGGGUGCUGGACAACCUCAAGCCUGGAAACCCUGGAGACCCUUAUCAACGCACACUUCCCGGGUUGCUCAUCGGAAGGAACAACCCAGGUGAUGCGUAGCCAGGGUCACCAGGGCUCGCUCAACUACCUACUUAGUGACAGAAAUCUAAAAUGGGCAAUAGACAGUUUUAAACCCUUCAAAUCUCCGGGACCGGACGGUAUUCUACCAGCUCAGUUAUCCAGAGCCGGUAUUAACCUAAGGAAAUGGAUUAAGAAAAUCUUCAGCACAGUCUUCACUACUGGUAUGAUACCAAAGGCAUGGCUGUGCACGAAGGUUGUAUUCAUACCCAAGGCGGGGAAACCAUCCCACUGCACCCCCAAGGACUUCAGACCUAUAAGUCUGUCUUCCUUUUUCCUUAAGACUAUGGAAAGACUCUUAAGUCUCCAU
Drosophila ananassae is the source of this 1059-nucleotide messenger RNA. RefSeq lists its product as uncharacterized. Gene Ontology annotation, molecular function: catalytic activity. The record is from RefSeq and is a predicted model, not a curated record. The annotation marks the transcript as partial. Lineage: Eukaryota; Metazoa; Arthropoda; Insecta; Diptera; Drosophilidae. The transcript is spliced from 2 exons.